Messenger RNA from Drosophila sulfurigaster albostrigata, 1701 nucleotides. RefSeq names its product probable enoyl-CoA hydratase. The transcript has 2 exons. Lineage: Eukaryota; Metazoa; Arthropoda; Insecta; Diptera; Drosophilidae. Bases 45 to 1070 code for a protein of 341 amino acids. The record is from RefSeq and is a predicted model, not a curated record.
CGAAAACACCUCUUUGAACGGUGGCCAACACUAACAGCUGUGAAAUGCAGAAAUUGUUUGUUGUGAAUCGUUAUAUCUGCAAUAAAAUUCGAACUAAUGAUUUAAUUAAAAACAAUUUACAAAAAAGAACGCUAUGCCUAAGUGCUGUAAGACAUGCGGAAAGUGAAGAAAAGAGUGCAACACCAGCUCCAACAAUACUAAUCGAAAAAGAUGCAAACAUAACAUUGAUUGGCAUCAACAGAGAGCAACAACGUAACUCGAUUGAUGGUGCAACAGCGGAGAAGCUCUCCGAGGCUAUAAAUCAGUUCGAGGCCGACGACAGUUCGCCGGUAGGAGUUUUAUAUGGCAUAGGUGGAUCCUUUUCUGCCGGCUACGAUGUGCAAGAGCUGGAAGCAGAGGCGCAACGUGGUAGUUUGAAUUUCUUACUACGCCACGAAGGAUCUGUGGGCCCUACAAGACGUCACACCAGGAAACCGCUGGUGUGCGGCAUCAGCGGCUACUGUGUUGCUGGUGGUCUGGAGUUAGCGCUGCUCUGCGAUUUACGUGUUAUGGAGGACACGGCUGUGCUAGGCUUCUUCAAUCGUCGCCUGGGAGUUCCGUUGAGCGAUGGUGGCACCGUCCGCUUAGCUGCGGCCGUUGGCUACUCCAAUGCCGUGGACAUCAUCCAGACGGGCCGGCGUGUUUAUGCAAAGGAGGCUCAACGCAUUGGGCUGGUUAAUCGCGUUGUGGCCACGGGCACAGCAUUGGGUCAGGCAGUUAAUUUGGCCUUCUCCAUUGCUAAGUUUCCCAUGGCAUCGCUAAUGCACGAUCGCAAUGCGCUGCUGGAUAACGCGAAUGCCUAUAAUCGACCCGGUUUCUAUGCGGCAGUUCAUAACGAGAUCAUGAACGUGUCCGCUGCAAUGGUCACGGAUAUGCAGGAGGGCGUCAAGCGCUUUAAGAGUUCUGAGACGAAAGGCGCCACAACUGACACCUAUCAGAUUAAGCAAAAGGCAAUCCCAGACUGGGAGAAAGCUGAAAUCGCAAUAGAGGAAAGCAAAAAAGACUUCGUAACUCAUGUUAAAUUCCAAUGAGUUGUGUGCAAUAACUUGUAAUAUAGUACUGUAUACAUGUAAAUAGGAAUGUAUUAUUUUGUUUUCCGUAUUUGAUAAUACAUAUACACACAUAAAUAUUUAUAAAAGCCAAGCAUAGUUAUUUUUUUCACAUACAAUAUGUUUGUUUAUUUAAUUGUUUUUUGCACGCUUAAAUCGUUUACGAUUCGAGUUUUUUUGAGUUUCGAGUUUAUUUCAAUAUUCACAACAAUUACAAUAACGAAUUUUCUUUGAAAUUAAGCCUAACUACAAAAAGUGAGUAAGAGGAAAAGCACAAAUUGUUCUUAUAUCUUUAGUGUAUGCGUGUGUGUGUGUGGGUCUUGAGGGUGUGUGUUUGUGUAUUUAACAUUCACAAUUAGAUUAUAAUAUAUAAAAAAUAUGCUAGUAUUAUGUACUCGUACAAACAUUCAAUUUCUUUUAAUGUUAGCCCAAGCAGUUUGUUUUUGGUUUUUGUUUAAAGCGAUUUGCCGAUAAUAAGUACAUAUGAAUGUAGUAUAUAAAUUAUGUUUUUUUUUUGUUGCUUUGCUUAUUAGCUAAAAUGUAUAACGAAAGGAAUCAUCAUUAUCAUUAUAUCAUCAUCGUAUUGCACUAAAGUCGAGAAAAACAAAUCGAA